This is a messenger RNA of Nerophis lumbriciformis (worm pipefish), 2272 nucleotides long. It is a transcript of the gene gtf3c5, whose product is annotated as general transcription factor IIIC, polypeptide 5. Gene Ontology annotation, molecular function: RNA polymerase III type 1 promoter sequence-specific DNA binding; RNA polymerase III type 2 promoter sequence-specific DNA binding. Lineage: Eukaryota; Metazoa; Chordata; Actinopteri; Syngnathiformes; Syngnathidae. Gene Ontology annotation, cellular component: transcription factor TFIIIC complex. Gene Ontology annotation, biological process: transcription initiation at RNA polymerase III promoter. The record is from RefSeq and is a predicted model, not a curated record.
UAAAAGUGGGGACAUUUCCGGUUUGUGUUUCCUUACCUUCAGCAUUUAGAGAUACAAUAUUGUAUGAAAUAUCAUAUUCUCAAUGGAGGAGGCGACGGAUUUGAAAAUAGGGUUAACCCUCAAAGAGCUGACCGUCUCCGGGUUGAGUGACGGCGACGAAGUGGCGGGCUGCUCGUCCACUUUGGAGCUGCAGGACUUGAAGCUGGUGUGUGUGGAGUAUCCUGCCAUCAUUGCUAGUGUGGACAAGAUGCUGCACACGCUGGGUGGAGAACUAACCAUGUCUAAAACCUACGCUCACCCGAAUCUGCGGCUCGAGCUGCGCUACCGACCCGCGGACCCUUUCUGCCAUUUUCUGUGUGGAAACCGCUACUCGUCCAACAACCUCCUUCUCAAGGUGCGAAGGCGAGUCCGCAAAAAAGACAAUAAAGUUGCCGAGGUCAACAUGGAGAUACUCGGAGUCAUUGGAACGACGUAUAAAUUUCAAGGGAUGGCAGACUACCAAUGCCUUGCCGUGCACAGCCAAGAUGGAAAACAUGCAUCUUUGUAUGACAAAAUUAUCCUGCGCAAACCAGAAAAGCAAGAGUUCUUUGAGCAGCCCAUGCCAUACUUCAUCCCCCCAGCCAUCUUUUCACGUCUCGACAGUCCCGUGGAUUAUUUCUACCGACCCGACGUCAAUCAAAAACUGCAAGGAGAUGUACAGAACAAGGCCAAUUUUAUUGGUUUGAAUAGAGUCCGGCGGUCUCACAAUGCCGUUUUCAUCAGUUUCGCGGAUCCUAGUGUGCCGAGCGAGUGCAUGGAGGCGGCCAAGACGAACUGGACGCGAAUGUGCCUGAGGGACAAUGACAGGCAGGCGGAGGAAAAACUGGCAGCGAUGUUUGAGAGCCGGCCCAUCUGGUCACGGAACGCAGUCAAGGCCAACAUCAACAUCCACCCUGAGAAGCUCAAACUGCUCCUGCCGGUCUUUGCCUACUAUAUGGUGACUGGACCAUGGAGAAGUCUGUGGAUCAAGUUUGGUUAUGACCCCAGGAGGACAAUUGAGUCCAAAAAGUACCAGAUGCUGGACUACAGGAUGCGCUGUAGCACCAAGAACGCAUAUGUACUAUCAGACCUACCAGUGAAACCCAAGAGGAGUGCCCUGAACUACACUCUGCCUAUUGCAAUCAACAAGACCGUUCCUACUCCAGCCAGUGUGACAGACCUUCCCACUCAAGAGGGUUCCGGCAGCAGUCGAGAUCAAGUCCGAGUCUCAUAUCAGCUGAAGGAGUCGUCCUAUGUUUUCAAAGAGGGCAUGCUACCUCCUCACCGGCAGAUGUUUUACCAACUGUGUGACUUGGAAGUGCAAAGAAUACAGGAUGUGAUCCAGCAGAACAGCGGGACCGAGCAAGUGUGCGAUGAGCGAGAUGGCUGGUGUACAGUUGGCACCACAGACAAGCUGAGGGACAUCAUCUCAGCCAUGGUUAAGAAGGUCAUCAGAGAGCUAAAACCACCAUUGCAAAAGAUGCCCAAGCGACCGGGCAGUUCAGUCCGCAGUACAAAAGCGGGCGCGGAAGAUGCAGAAGAUGAUGAUUAUGACGACGAUGUAAAGGCGGAAGAUGAGGAGGAUGAGUAUCAGCCAUCAGAGGGAAGUGAAAACGAGAUGGAGACAGAAAUUCUGGAUUACAUUUGAGAAAAGAUGCUUUAAUGGAAUAUCUGCGGAGGCGACAUAAAAAAGAGAGAACGAGAACUGCCUUCUAUAGAGAUCCCUGCAAGUUUACCUCUUUGUCCAGGAAAACAACGGAACUCGUAAAGUACCUUUAAGGGAACGAGAGGAGCGCCUGAGAACGACUUACUCGGACAAACCGAGGCAGGUACCAGUCGUCAUCCCGAAAGACAUGCCACCAAUUCAAUCUGCUGAGCACCAGAUGGACACACCAAGUUGUGAGAACUGUAAACAGUGCUAGAACAGCCUCAGCCCUAGGCAUACUUGCCAACCCUCCCGAAUUUUCCGGGAGACUCCCGAAAUUCAGCGCCUCUCCCGAAAACCUCCCGGGACAAAUAUUCUCCCGAAAAUCUCCCGAUUUUCAGCCGGAGCUGGAGGGGGCGUGGCCUCCAUGCGGACCUGCGUGAGGACAGCCUUUUUUCACUACGGGAGGUCAACAGGGUGACAAGAACUAAAUCAUCCAGACUAGAGGUACAUUGUAUUAUUAUGUUUAUCUUACCUAAAAAUAAAUAGAUAUUUAUUAAUUAAAAAAAAAAAAAAAAACUAAAUAAAUUGUUACUAUAUUUUGCUAAA